GAGACAAGUGUUCUCUAAAAAAACCGAGCUUGGGGUUCCGCCUAAAGUACUUCCUAGAGAGAGGUAUAGAUAGAGCAGCUAAUAAAGAAGAUGAAAUUCGGAGGAUUCCUUGGAUUUGACAAUGGAAUUAUAUUAGCACCUAUGGGUGCUGAUGUCUCUGGACCUCAACUCGUAGCUGCUGUUGCUAAUGCUGGUGGUAUCGGACUCAUUGCUAGCCCUGUUAAUAAGUACGAGUUGAUGGUGAAAGCAAUACGGCAAACAAGGAACCUAACAAAGAAACCAUUUGGAGCAGGAAUAUUGCUGGAAUUCGAUCAAGAGAAAACAAUCAAAGCAAUAUUCGAUGAGAAGUUGGCAUGCAUGGAAGUAUAUUGGGGUGAUUUUCCAAAAGAAAUGGUCGAUGAAGCUCAUAAACAUGGUGUCAAAGUCAUCCAUCAGGUAGGAUCAGUCCAGGCAGCUGAGAGAGCAAUAGCAGCUGGAGUGGAUUGUGUUAUAGCCCAAGGUGUUGAGGCUGGUGGUCAUAUUGCUGGUACAGUUUCCUUGACGGCGUUGGUACCAAGAGUAGUUGAUGUUGCUAGAGAUUGGGGAAUUCCAGUGGUUGCAGCUGGAGCGAUCAGUGAUGCACGGGGAUAUGUUGCUGCCCUUGCACUUGGUGCCAAAGGAAUAUGUGUGGGUACAAGGUUCAUAGCUACACAUGAGGCGUAUGCGAAUGACUACUACAAACAACAAUUACUAAACUACAAGGAAAAUCAAACCGACCGUACUGAUUUGUAUGAACGUCUCACUUGGAGAGCUUAUGUUCGUUGUCUCAACACACCAUUUCAUCAGAAGUGGCAUGACGCACCUGAUACAGUUCAAAACGACGACUCUCAACCUAUCAUCGGAAAGUCCAUCAUAUACUCCAAUGAAACAAUUCUUCGAAGAUUUUCAGGUCAGGUUGCAAAUCCUACGACUACCGGAAAACUAGAGGAUAUGGUGAUGUAUGCCGGCCAAGGUGUAGGGCUAGUGAAUGAUAUUGUUUCGGCACGCGAAGUAAUUAGGAGAUACGUAGACGGGGCAAAAGCCAUAAUACAAGAAAUGGGUCAAAUAUAUCUGACUGAAAAUAAUCAUGGAGCUAGCAUUGAAGAAGAAGAUGAUGAAGCGGACCUUAUAGUGGAAGAUGGCUGGGCUUGGGUUUAAAACAAGUGUGAUUUGUGGCACAUUGGAUACUAUUAUUGAUCACCAGAGCUUUCCUUCUAUAAGAAAUUUAAUUAAUUCAAUUUCAUUUGAUUGUGUAUCCUAGGGUAGAUUGUAUGUACCUAAUGUAUGUAGGUAUGCACCUCUGAUUUAUUUAUUUUUCUGACGGAAAGGUUAAAUAUAUUAAUUAAGUAAUAUAAUACGCUCAAUUUAUAAUUUUGUUUUUA
Messenger RNA from Papaver somniferum (opium poppy), 1400 nucleotides. RefSeq names its product nitronate monooxygenase-like. The record is from RefSeq and is a predicted model, not a curated record. Lineage: Eukaryota; Viridiplantae; Streptophyta; Magnoliopsida; Ranunculales; Papaveraceae. The transcript has 5 exons. Gene Ontology annotation, molecular function: nitronate monooxygenase activity. Bases 91 to 1176 code for a protein of 361 amino acids.